This is a messenger RNA of Saccostrea cuccullata (small rock oyster), 912 nucleotides long. RefSeq lists its product as uncharacterized. The transcript has 2 exons. The coding region runs from base 277 to 894 and encodes 205 amino acids. Lineage: Eukaryota; Metazoa; Mollusca; Bivalvia; Ostreida; Ostreidae. The record is from RefSeq and is a predicted model, not a curated record.
AGCACAAUACUUUUGCAGUAUUUUCCAGCUUCACUUUACUACAUUGUCAUAUUGUUUUCAGUAUGCGCCUUCGGUUCUGCAAAAACUGGAUCAGUAAUAUCAACGGAUGAUACAAAUGCCAAUUCGGGUACUGCAAUUAAAAUAUCCAUACCAUUAUCAACUCAAGUUCCUUUAUCUGAUACGUUUCCCUCUGUAAGUACAAAAUCUGUUGGCACACCGUCAGAAACAUCAGACGCCCCCGUAACUACUUCACCUCUGUCCGGACUGUCUGAGGAAAUGGUCAUCAUAAUCAGUACUGUGUUUGCAGUUGGGGGAACCUUGCUGGUAGUGAUUAUUGUUGUUGUUUUCUUCUGUCUCAAACAAAGGACUGCGGCUGCAAAGGGAGAGGAAUCAAAGACUAGGGCUGGCAAAUUACAUACUAUAAAUGAGAAAAAUAAAGAUCUGAAUUCAAACUAUAAGCAGUCACAAAAAUUUAAACACUCUACUCAUUCAGGAAGGAAAAUAAAUGAAGGUACCGGCUUAAAUCAGAAACAUCCACAUAAUGAUAUUUGGUAUGGAGGUAGGAUGCCCACUGGAGUUGAAUUUUCAAGAUCCAAGAAGUAUCAUCAACAGAACUACUUUUCUAGAAAUCAGCACCAUUAUAGAAACCAAAAUAGUGCAUAUUGCCUUCCCUACACAGAUCCAAGGAAUGUGAUGUACUAUCAGAGAUACCCAGGAAGUGAAUACAGUGAGGAUAUGUCGGGAUACAGUAGAGAAGGUCCAUACAGGAUGCAGCAGUUUUACCCACAGUCAUACCCCAGACAGGAUAGAUACACUGAAGAUGGACUGGAAAGAAGGAUAGGGCAUAGAAGAGGAGAUUAUGGGGGCUACUGGGAUAAUGAUACUCUGUACUAAAGAGGCACGGCGUUUGAG